This is a messenger RNA of Raphanus sativus (radish), 2251 nucleotides long. RefSeq names its product calmodulin-binding protein 60 B. Gene Ontology annotation, biological process: regulation of salicylic acid biosynthetic process. The coding region runs from base 195 to 2045 and encodes 616 amino acids. Gene Ontology annotation, cellular component: nucleus. The record is from RefSeq and is a predicted model, not a curated record. Lineage: Eukaryota; Viridiplantae; Streptophyta; Magnoliopsida; Brassicales; Brassicaceae. The transcript has 9 exons. Gene Ontology annotation, molecular function: sequence-specific DNA binding; calmodulin binding; DNA-binding transcription factor activity.
CAUGGUUGACUGAUUAACCCUCCCAGCAAAAAAUCAUCGAGAGAAGACUAAGAAGAGUAAGACUGUCUCAAAAGUCUCGAACAUAACACACUUCCGUUCGCUACUUAUCAAUUAUUCGACAUCGGCGGUGGUUUUCUAUAUUCGGCGUGAUAGUCUCACAGAUCUAGGAGUUGAGAGAGGAAUGCGUAAGUAGAAUGGAUAGAGGUAAUAACAUGAACAGAGCCAAGAGGAGUUUUGAUGGGAAUGAUGAUCUGCCUGAGCGGAAACGUCCUGCUCUUGCUAGUGUGAUUGUAGAGGCUCUGAAAGUAAACAGUUUGCAGAAGCUUUGCUCCUCUUUGGAACCUAUUCUCCGCCGAGUUGUCAGCGAGGAAGUCGAACGUGCUUUGGCUAAACUAGGCCCUCCUAGGCUUACUGGAAGUUCUGGUUCCGGAUCUUCUCCAAAGCGAAUAGAAGGUCCUGAUGGUAGAAACUUACGGCUCCAGUUCAGGUCCAGGCUAUCUCUCCCCUUAUUCACAGGAGGAAGAGUAGAAGGAGAGCAAGGUGCAGCAAUCCACGUCGUCCUCAUCGAUGCAAACACUCGCCGCGCCGUCUUACACGGUCCAGAGGCUUCAGCUAAGCUCGAGGUCGUUGUGCUUGAGGGAGACUUCGCCAGGGAAGAUGACGAAGACUGGACUAAGGAAGAGUUCGAAAGCUACGUGGUGAAAGAGCGCCAAGGAAAGAGACCGCUGCUGAAUGGAGACUUGUGUGUCGCUCUCAAGGAAGGGGUUGGGACUUUGGGGGAGAUUGUUUUCACUGAUAACUCGAGUUGGAUUCGGAGUAGGAAGUUUAGACUCGCUUUAAGGGUUGCUUCUGGGAUGAUGCGGAUACGUGAGGGGAAGACGGAAGCUUUUACUGUUAAAGAUCACAGGGGAGAAUUGUACAAGAAGCAUUAUCCACCUGCUCUGAGUGAUGACGUGUGGAGAUUGGAGAAGAUUGGUAAGGAUGGAGCGUUCCAUAAGAAGCUUUGUGCUGCAGGGAUAGUCACUGUAGAAGACUUUCUGAGAAUCAUGGUCAGAGAUUCUGGAGGGUUACGUGCUAUUCUUGGAAGUGGAAUGUCAAACAAGAUGUGGGAUACACUAGCGGAACAUGCCAAGACGUGUGUGUUGAGCAGUAAGCUUUAUAUCUACUAUCCGGAGGAUUCAAGGAAUGUUGGAGUUGUGUUUAAUAAUAUCUAUGAGCUGAGUGGUCUCAUUUCCGGAGAUCAGUACUUCUCUGCUGAUUCACUUUCUGAAAGCCAAAAGGUAUAUGUUGAUGGGCUGGUGAAGAAAGCAUAUGAAAACUGGGACUUAGUCAUAGAGUAUGAUGGAAAAUCUCUCAUAGACAUGAAGCAGCAGCCUCAGAAACCUCAGAAAAAUUACUCAACUGCUGCCAUUGACAAUCCAAUGCAGAUGGCUAAUCAAUCUCCACUGCAUCUUUCAGAUUUUGCUAUUGGAGGGUAUGAUCAAACUAUGGUGACAAGGUAUCCUUCACCACAUCCUCAGCUUCUAGACUCCAACCCAAUAGAACUAUAUGAGGUUUCUUCGGGUCAGAUCAUGGGAAGUCUACAUCAGGCUCAAAGCUCCUCCACAAACAAUCAAAACAUGAACGGUCUGCUUGCUCUUGGUCCUCCACAGUCAUACCAAAACAUCAACCCUUCUGCUUCAGUUCACGACCAGGAAAAUCUCAAUCCUUUUGAAGAUUUCUUCUCAGAGGAAGAGAUCAGACUCAGAAGCCACGAAAUGCUGGAGAACGAAGACAUGAAACAGUUCCUCCGCUUGUUCAGCAUGGGAGGAGGAGGAGCAGGCGGUGGCUCUGCAACAUAUUUUCCAGAAGAUGGAUAUGACUUCCCUUCGUUUCUGAACACGCCUAUGCAAGGUUAUGAUGAUGAAGACGGUGGUCGAUCAGGCAGAUCUGUGGUUGGGUGGCUUAAGAUAAAGGCAGCAAUGAGGUGGGGUUUCUUCAUCAGGAGGAAAGCAGCUGAGAGGCGAGCACAGAUUGUAGAUUUGGAUGAUGAUGAUGAAGAAUAGUCUGGUCUUUCUUUCAUCGUUGUCGUGAACUCUUAAUCACUAGUGAGACUAAAGACAUUGUUUACCUGUGCUGUGAAACUGUUUUUCAAUGCAGUGUACAGUUAGUUCAGUGGGUGGGUGUUUUAUGAUGCAUGGGACUUGUAUUAUGUUUGUUGACUCACUCAAACAUACCUCAAUAUAUAUAUAUAUAUAUACUCGAUUUAAUA